AAAGUGCAAUUAGUUUAGUCUAAGCGGCAAAGCGGUUAGUCGAAAUGAAGAAUUUGCUUUGGGUUUUAGCCAGCCUAGCCGUCCUGCUGGCUAUUGGGUGUGCAGAAAAGGUUCGUUACGACAACUUCAAAGUAUUCAAAAUUAAAACGAAAAACGUAGAACAACGAAAAUGGCUAGAACAAUUAGCGAGUGAUUCCGAAAAUUUUAAUUUAUGGCACAGCGGCAAAGAAGAAGUGCACAUCAUGGUCAAUCCGCAAAAGCUAAUAAAUCUACAAAACUACACACGUUCCUACAGUUUGCCUAUGGAGGUAAUGGUUUCCAAUGUUCAAAGCCUUAUUGAUGGCGAGCAAAGUACGCGCUCAACUGACGAUGACAGCUCUUUUGGUUGGACUCGCUAUUAUCCACUCUCCGCAAUCGAGGCUUUCUUAGACGAUAUACAUGCCAAAUAUCCCAGCGUUACUAGUGCCAUAGAUAUUGGCACAUCUUACGAAGGACGCAAGAUUCGUGGCAUUAAAAUCUCCUACAAAGAAGGCAAUCCCGGCAUUUUCAUUGAGUCCAACAUACACGCACGCGAAUGGAUUACCUCGGCUACGGCGACUUGGUUAAUCAAUGAGCUGCUCACUUCUACGGAUGAGAAAGUACGAAAUUUGGCUGAGAACCAUGAUUGGUAUAUAGUGCCGGUCUUAAAUGUGGACGGUUUUGCCUACACGCACACAACGGAUCGCAUGUGGCGCAAGACACGUCAGCCCGUAAAUUUCUCAUCCUGCAUUGGUGCCGAUCCGAAUCGCAAUUAUGAUUCGCACUGGAUGGAAAAUAAUGGCGCCUCCGCUAAUCCUUGCAGUGAGACAUAUGCUGGCACGAGCCCUUUCUCCGAACCCGAGAUUAAAGCACUCGCCGAUUAUGUCGCCAGCAUUAAGGAUCGUCUAAAUAUUAUGCUCGCUUUUCAUUCGUACAGUCAGGUGUUGCUUUCCCCUUAUGGUUGGACUGCAGAUCUGCCAAGUAACUUCGACGAUUUAAUGGCUGUCGCUAAGGCCUAUGCAGAUGCUGUUGAAAGUUUGCCCUAUGGGACGGUAUACACUUAUGGCACUUCAUCCGGUGCAAUGUAUUUCGCUUCCGGCGCCACUAACGAUUGGGCUUAUAGCGAGCAGGAUAUUCUACUGUCCUUUACAAUCGAGUUCCGUGACACAGGUCGUUAUGGCUUCAUCUUGCCUCCCAUACAGAUAUUGCCGCACUGCGAAGAGACCAUGGCCGGUUUGUUGGCUUUUGUGGAAAAGGCUGAUGAAUUGGGGUAUUUGAAUGUAAAAUACACAUUUUAAAUGUAUAUUGGUCCUUGAAUAAAAUAUUAACUUAAA
Ceratitis capitata (Mediterranean fruit fly) is the source of this 1352-nucleotide messenger RNA. RefSeq names its product zinc carboxypeptidase. The record is from RefSeq and is a predicted model, not a curated record. Gene Ontology annotation, molecular function: metallocarboxypeptidase activity; zinc ion binding. Gene Ontology annotation, biological process: proteolysis. The transcript has 4 exons. Lineage: Eukaryota; Metazoa; Arthropoda; Insecta; Diptera; Tephritidae. Bases 45 to 1316 code for a protein of 423 amino acids.